Eremomyces bilateralis CBS 781.70 is the source of this 3791-nucleotide messenger RNA. RefSeq lists its product as uncharacterized. NCBI's taxonomy places the organism in Eukaryota, Fungi, Ascomycota, Dothideomycetes, Eremomycetales, Eremomycetaceae. Bases 328 to 3483 code for a protein of 1051 amino acids. Gene Ontology annotation, molecular function: GTP binding; translation initiation factor activity; GTPase activity. The record is from RefSeq and is a predicted model, not a curated record. The transcript has 3 exons.
CCCAAAAUUGCAUUUGUGUUCCCCAUUUUCGACAGUCGUCACUCGUUGAUUUCGCAUCUACGAAGCCAUUAAUACCGCUUUUCCAGUACUGGGAAUCAUAUUAUUACACUCCUCGACAUUUGCGAGCCUCACAGUCGGUCGAUCACGUGAAGUUUGCCUUCAUAAUUUCGUCGAGCGGUCCCACUACGACCGGAGGACUAAGAUAACUUUCCUCAAUUCCAUCAUACCUACAGGCGAGACGGACUCCAUACGCGACCAUUACACCACUUCGAUAUAGUUUGACGAUCAUCGACACGAGAAAGCAAUUUCCAGAUACUCUUAGCAAUCAUGGCUCCGAAAACAAAAGGGAGCAAAGGUGGUGAUGAUUGGGAUGAAGGUCUGGGGGAGGUCGCCGACCCCAUUGCUGCAGCCACCCAAGCAGCAAAGGACGAGGAAGCCGCCGGUGAUGCCGAAGAGGGUGACAACACUGGAGGAGGUGGAUUACUGGCGGCACUGAAGAAGAACCGGGGUAAGAAGCAGAAGAAGGGCAAGGCUGUUGCCGAUUUGGAUGAUCAGGACGAAGAUGGGGACGCCACCGGACCCGUGGAUCUGGCAUCGAAAGCUCCGGUCGAAGCGAGCAUGGACGAUGAGGAUCUCUAUUCCCAACCGAAGAAGGGCAAGGGCGGGAAAGCCGGUGGCAAGUACCAGAAAGCCGAACCGGCCGAUGACGAUGAGGACGAUCAACCGGGCGGAAAGAUGAAGUCCAAGAAGGAAAAGGAAAAGGAGAAGAAGGAAAGGGAAAAGCAGCGGAAGAAGGAACAGGCUGCAAAGAAGAAGACUGCCGGACCCAUACGAACGCCAGCACCACAACCUGCGAAGGCCGAAGAGGCCAAACCCGAACCUAGUGCAACCCCUGAUGUAGCGGCUGGGGGCAAAAAGAAGAAGGUCCCCGCUGCACUGGCUGCCCUUCAGAAACAGCAGGAAGAACGACGUUUGAGAGAAGAGCAGCUAGCUAGAUUGGAAGCCGAAGAGAAAACCAAGGAAAUCGAACGUAUGCGCCUGGAAGAAGAAGAGAAUAAACGGAAGGAAGAACAGAAGGCGGCGAAGAAGGCCAAGGAGAGGGCCAAGAUCGAACAGCUCAAGAAAGAGGGCAAGUUCAUGACGAAGGCACAAAAGGAGGCCGCCGAGCGCAAUAAGAUCCGAAUGCAGCAGAUGCUGGAAAGCGGAGGCGCGAAGGUCCUUGGACUGGAGGCGGGCGCUGAGAAGAAAAAGCCCGUAUACGACAAUCGGAAGCGAAAGGGGGGCAAGAAAGGUGUCCAGGAGAAGAAAGAGGAGCCCGUUGAUGAAACCGCCAAACAGCUCGAGGAGACACACAUUGAGGAACCGGUUCAAGAACCUGAGCCUGUCGAACCAGAGGAGGAAGACGCAGGCUUGGAGGAUUGGGAGACCGAGGCAGCCAAGCUGGAGGGUGUUAAGGAUAGCUGGGAUGCCUCAUCCGAAGAGGAAGAAGAACUGAAGCCUGGAGCUCGCGGGAAAGCGGCCGCCGCGAACGGAAAGGCUCUGGCCGAAGAGUCGUCAGAAGAGUCCUCGGAAGAGGAGACAGAAGACGAAGAGAAGCCAUCCGUGGCUGCCAAAGUCGUUUCGGCGAGGAAGGCGGAGGCAGAGGAACGGCGAAAGAAGAAGCACGAGGAAGCAUUGGCAGCUCGGUCAGCAUCCAACCUUCGAUCCCCUAUUUGCUGUAUUCUUGGGCACGUCGACACCGGAAAGACGAAGCUUCUGGACAAGGUCCGACAGACGAACGUCCAAGAAGGCGAGGCUGGUGGUAUCACUCAACAGAUCGGUGCGACUUACUUCCCCGUGGAGGCCCUGCAGAAGAAGACGGCCGUCGUCAACCAAGAUGGCAAAUUCGAGUUCAAAGUUCCCGGCCUUCUCGUCAUCGAUACGCCUGGUCACGAGUCUUUCACCAAUCUUCGGUCUCGUGGGUCCUCGCUUUGCAACAUCGCCAUUCUCGUCGUCGAUAUCAUGCACGGCCUCGAACCUCAGACGCUCGAAUCGAUGAAACUCCUGCGUGAGCGAAAGACGCCGUUCAUCGUGGCGUUGAACAAGAUCGAUCGUCUGUUCGGAUGGAAGCAGAUCGCCAACAACGGCUUCCAGAACAGCUUGUCGAUGCAGAACAAGGGCUGCCAGGGCGAGUUCCGUGAUCGAUUGGAGAAGACCAAGCUGGCGUUCGCCGAGCAAGGGUUCAACUCAGAGCUGUUCUACGAGAACCGGUUCAUGGCGCGGAACGUCUCUCUUGUCCCGACGUCCGCGCAUACCGGCGAAGGUAUCCCCGACCUUCUGAAGCUGCUCGUCAAUCUUUCACAGGAGCGGAUGACCAAUUCCCUGAUGUAUCUGUCGGAGGUGGAGGCGACGGUCCUUGAAGUCAAGGUCAUCGAGGGUCUGGGUACCACCAUCGAUGUCAUCCUGUCGAACGGUGUUCUGCGCGAAGGCGACCGAAUAGUGCUAUGCGGUCUCAACGGAGCCAUCACUACCAACAUUCGAGCGCUGCUAACGCCGGCGGAGAUGAAAGAGCUCCGUGUCAAGUCACAGUACGUUCACAACAAGGAAAUCAAAGCUGCCAUGGGUAUCAAGAUAUCCGCCGACGGCCUCGACUCCGCCAUCGCCGGUUCCCGCCUCCUCGUGGUGGGCGAGGACGACGACGAAGAGGAUCUGGAGGAGGAGGUCAUGUCCGAUCUCGAGAACCUGCUCUCCCGCAUCUCCAAGACCGGCAAAGGCGUCAGCGUGCAGGCUUCCACCCUGGGCUCCCUGGAAGCGUUGCUCGAGUUCCUCCGCGUCUCUAAAAUCCCAGUGGCCAACAUCAGCAUCGGGCCCGUGUACAAGCGUGAUGUCAUGCAAGCCGGCGUCAUGCUGGAGCGCGCUCCGGAAUACGCCGUGAUGCUCUGCUUCGACGUGCGCGUCGACAAGGAGGCGGAGAAAUACGCCGCCGACGUCGGGGUCAAGAUCUUCACCGCGGACAUCAUCUACCACCUAUUCGACGACUUCACCAACCAUCUAAAGCAGCUAGCGGAGCAGCGGAAGGAGGAGAGCAAGAUGCUGGCCGUGUUCCCGUGCGUGCUGAAGCCCGUCGCGGUGUUCAACAACAAGGAUCCGAUCGUGGUGGGCGUCGACGUCAUCGAUGGCACGCUGAAGAUGCACACGCCCAUCUGCGCCAUCAAGACGAACGCGGAGGGGAAGAAGGAGAUCAUCGAUAUGGGCCGAGUCACCUCCAUCGAGCGCGACCACAAGGCCCUCCCGAUCUGCAAAAAAGGCCAGCCGUCCGUCGCGGUCAAGAUCGAAGGGCCCAACCAGCCGCUGUACGGCCGCCAGCUGGAGGAGAAGGACAUCCUGUACUCGAAGAUCUCGCGGACGACCAUCGACACGCUGAAGGAGUUCUACAAGGAGGACGUCAGCAUGGACGAGUGGCACCUGCUCAAGAAGCUGAAGCCGCUGUUCGACAUUUCGUGAGCGUGGGCAUUGGUCGCGUUGCUUUCUGCUUUCCGUUGCAUGGGCUGGGUUUCGCGGAGUGUAUUCGUCGCUCAAAAAUAUCAUGAUGGGUUUUUACUAAAUCGCACUGCUGCAACUCGUUGUCACGCCUUAAAAUUCAGAUUGUCCGCUCACGGAUGUCGUAGAUUCUACGCGACCCCGGGGUCGUAGUAUUUAGAUCAAGUAAUCGGAUGUAAAUUACAGGUUUAAAGAAGAUGGAGAGCGCAUGAUUCCCUCGCCCGUCGGUCGCCGUAUCCAAGUAUAUCGGGUAUUCGCUAGAAUUGAUGCCC